GCCGAGCUUUCAGGGGCGUCCCCGUCCCGGCCCUGGCGCGCGCUCUGGGCGCCCCCUGGCGGCCGAGCGGAGAGGGCUUCGCGGAGGCCGAGGUCGCCGUCGCGGGUCGGUGGCGCCCGGCUGCGCGGCCCUCCCGGCCGCAGGGGGCGCCCUGAGCGCGGCCGCAGACCUUCCCGCGGUUGCUAGGCGGACGUCUGGUGCGAGGGGGUGAGGCGCUGAUUGGCGGAGUCCGGACCAGGCGGGUGUCGGGCGAAGCCGCGAUUGAGCCGCAGAGGGCGGACCCCGCGGAGCUCUCCGCGCCGAUUGGCCCGCGUCGCACCGGAAGUGUCUCCGCACCGGACGGAGCGGACGGCACUCAAACGCCCGGGCGCCGCUCAUUGGCCGGGGUCGGAGGCGCGUCCCGGCCGCGCGGGGAUUGGGCGCGGGACAAGGCAGCGGCGGCGGCGGCGCGCGAUCCGAGCGAGGCUGGGGCAGGCUGCAUGGGGCGGCGGCGGCGCCGCGUGGACCCGGCGGACGCCGCCGGGGCCCUGCCCGCAGCCAUCACCGCGCUGAGUCGGGCGCUGCCUGGCGGGCCCAGCGCCGAGACCUUCCGCCGCGCCAAGUUCGACCGUCCGGAGGCGGCCCCGGCGCUCUGGAGGCUGCUCUUCCACGUGCUCUCGCCGCGGCCGGCAGACGACGCCGCCGCCUUGCCCACCCCGGAAGCCCAAGCGCGCCUGGUGAAGUCCGCGUUGCGCUCCCAGGGCUACCCUAGGCGUGCGCUGGUUCAGCUCCCCGAGGACGGCUCCCAGGGCAGCCGCGAGCUGCUGCUGGCCCUGUCCUGGCUCCUGGCCCGCGGGCCCCUGCUCGAGCGGCUGCUGGCCCAGAUCCGUGUGCGGCUGGGUGAUGAGAUGCCCGUGUGCGAGGUCCACUCAUACACCCGUGGCUGCCACAGCGACCGCAGCCUUGGCCACCUGUCUGUCACUGAAGCGGAGCUGCUCAGGGACCCGGAGGGCGGCCGGCAGCUGCUGCGGAGGCUGGAGAGUGAGAAUGCACGCCUGGAGGCUGCCUUGGAGUGGCGGCGCCGGGAGCUGGUCUUCUGGCAGUGGAUGGACACAGUCCUGGACGCCUGCCCCCCAGAGGCCUCACAGCCCACGUUUCUGCCCAGGAUCCCUGAACGGGGUGCUGGCGAGUUGGAGCUGGUGGCUCGGGAGCUGCAGGCCCUUCAGGAGGAGCUGCAGGCUGUGGUGGAGACGCGGCGGGCGGCCUGGGAGGCCAGGGUUGGAGGCUGGGGGCCAGGGUGGAAGGCCACGCAGCGGGCCUCAGAGGAAGCCGUAAGACAGGAGCUGACAGCUCUGCAGCGAGCCUGGGAGCGAGGUGGAGGCCUGGCCCAGCCUCAUGGGCCCCACCGGCUGGUGAGGAGUGAGGCUGGGACACUGGGCGGCCCGGGUCUGCGUGCCACCGAGGUGAUCAAGGCGCUGAGGAGCCGGGAGGCCUGCCUGGAGGCGGCCCUGCGCCAGCUACAGGGACAGUGUCGGCAGGAGCUGGCCAGGCUGGUGGGAGCCCUGCCUGGCUUCAUCUGGAUCCUGCCGCCUGGAUGCUGAGGGAUGUGGGGCACCUGUCAUAGCAGCCUGGCUGAGUCCGGGCGGCUGCAGGGACGAUGCAGAGACAGCCCUGGUGGUGCACUCACUCUGGGCCCUGGGGCUCUCCCUACUUUGGAUGGAGCUCAGCUCCUUGGGCAGCAGUGGCAGAGGUGGGCACGGUCUGUCCUCUGUGAGGAGGUCAUAACAGACCCAGUGUGGUGGCUGUGGGCUUUUGGGUCUAGAGAGGACUCAGAAACUGUUGUGGAGGCCUCCCUGCAGGGGCGAGGCUGCUGCAUCCCUCUGCCACCCUCAGGUCUCGGGGGGCUGGGCUCAGUCCCAGGGGAAGGGGACCCUGGGUUUUAGUGACUGAAGCUGGGCUGGUCCGGGCUGCCCAGGUACUAGGGGGACAGGCCUGGCCUGCAGCACAGGGUGGGCGUCAGGGUCCUGGGCGCCCCCUGAAGCCCUCGUCUCAGGCUCCCAUCUCGAGCCACGCCUGGGCCAUGCCUGGGCGUGUGUGUCUGCAUGCCUGUGUGCAUGUCUGUGUGUGUCUCUGUGUGCGUGCCUGUGUGUAUGCAUGUGUGCACACGUGUUUCUGUGUGUAUGCAUGUGUCCACAUGCGUGUGCCUGGUGUGUGUGUGUGCCUGUGUGUGUGUGUCUGUGUGUAUGGUGGGCAGGGGUGCCAGAUGGGAGCCCAGGGGGCUCUGUUCCUUUCCUGGGGGUGGUGCCCUGGGGGUGAGGGGGAGGCCACUGUGGACAGAGGGGUCUUUGUUUCCGAGGCGGCUUGGCCCUGACAAAGAGCCGUCUGUGUCCAGGGAUGUGCCCGCAGCCAGAACAGGGUCCUCUCCAUCCCAGGAGCCUCGGCCUCCCAACGCUCCCCGCUGCAGGCACAGGCCGCCUCAGCCCUGCCUCCCUUGCCAGGCUCCCCUCUUUGCAGGGCAGUUGAACCCGACCCGCUCACUGCUGGGCAGGUGAAGGGGCCCAUUGGAAACCUCCUGCUACCAGCCAGUUCAGGCCUGAGGCCACUUCCAGUCCCUGGGUCCCCUGGGCCCCCCUGCUAGAACAUCCUCUCAUUGCUUUUCCUGCCUGCCUGGGGAUGUGCUGGAGUGACAGCUCAUACCGGGCGGCACCAGCUCUGUCUCGGCCGGUCUGGGCCUCUUGUCCCUGGGUGGGGGGAUAUACCUGUGCUGCCUCUGCAGUGGCCUCAGGAGCACUGGCUGGACCAGGCAGUGGCCAGCAGUUUCUCCCUUUCGGGAGCACAUCCCUGAUCCUGUCCUCAUGGGGUGGCCCCCCAGAGGGCCUCUGGGCCUGUGCCCAGACUUCCUGGCCCAGAGUCCCUUCCUCCACACCCUGGGCUCCCCUCUCAGCUCCUCUCGGGGCUCGUCCCUCCCUGCUGCGCCCUCGACUGUCCUCCGCCCCGCUGGACAGGACCCGUCUCACCUGGAAACAAGUCCGCUUGAAUCUCCCUGCUUCUGUGGACCGCCAUGCAGCCAGGACGCCCACCUGUCCUUGGGAACGUGAUUUUCAGAAACCCAAAUGGAAACCCAAAGUUACGGAGCUGUCACUCCUCAGAUUGGUCUGUAGGUUCAAUACAGUCGCAAGCAAAAUCCCGAGUGUCCGUGUGCGUGUCUGCGGGACUUUAGCUGCUGAUUCUGAAAUACACGGGGCGGAACAGGCCCCGAGAAGCCAAGCCCGUGGGAGGUGGGGUGCACCUAUGGUGGCCCCACAACAGGCUCGUUCUAAGGCUACAGGGACUAGGGGAGCAGGGUGUUUGGCUUCUACUGUUGCCAUAACGGGUGAGUGCACAGGCUUAGAGCCACGCAGGUGUGUGGCCUGGGGUCCCACAUGAUCUCCCAGGCUGAAAUCGGGUGUGGGCAGGGCCCCCAGUCCUCACACAGGCAGCCGUCUCUGACACUCCCCUGCCUCUCCUCCACUUCUGGGGGUCCCUGGCCUCUGUCAGCACCCUCAGUCCCCUUCUGCAUGUGAUGUGACAGGUUCACAGGCCUGACACCAGGGUUAAGACCCCGCCCACCAUCCCCAGACGCAAAGAUGAGGGCCCACAUGCACACUGGAGCCCAGCUGGGGCCAGCACCGGCAGCCGGGCUGCUCCGGACGAGUCAGUGUCCCUGAGGACCGGGCGUGGGUCCCACGGGGUUCCCUACUGAGACAAAGACAAAUGUCCUUGCAGAGUUAAGGACAGCAGGCUCCAUUAGGAGAGGACAGACUCUGUCAAAACUGGAAACCACUGUUUAUUACAUGACCGCGACGAAGAGGAAAAGAAGCCAGAGUGGGAAAUUUAUUUGCAGCGUCUGUACCCUGCAGAGUUGACAUGGAGAAAACAGAACUCUACAGUUGUGAAAAAGCGGAGAGUGAACGAGCAGAACCCAAGGGCAGGCGCUGCAGAGCAGAGGACACAGGAAGUCAGCUAGGUCAGUCAAGCGCUGGCUUUCCCGGGACCAGGGACCAGGGACGCGCAGGGUGCGAUGGCCUGGGAGCCCCGCGGGGGCGCCCUGGGAGCCGGCGUCCGUGGUUGCCGACGGCCUCGCGCUGGGCAGAGGCGGGUGCAUUCGAACCGCCGCCUUGGGAAGCGCUUGGGCGCCGGGAGCGCGCGCGGGGCCUCGGAGCAGCGCUGGGAAGCGCAGAACGUGGAGCGCGCCCUGACCUCGGUGGGAGAGCGGACCAGAGAGAGCGCCGCGAGGGCAGAGUCGGCAAUGCGGGCGGCCGGCAGCCUCCUGGGAUCGGGACUGAAGAAAGUCUUCGUCUUCGAGAAAACACGACAAGCUGCAGAAGAGGACGCGCAAGGAGGCCGUUAAAAAAAAAGCCAAACCGAGCCGCACGGAUGGGGAAGGGACUGGCACUUGUGCAGUGACGUCGUCGUUGCAGCCGGGCGGCCCCCGGAGAGGGGGGCGUGGGGGGGCCGCGCCGCGGGGCGCGGAUCAUGCAGCAUACUUCCCACACGGCACCUCUUCUUUGGGUGCAUCAGGGGUGACAGGAAAAGCCCGCAGAGGGAGAUCCACGUGCACUGCCGCGCGGGCCCCGCCUCGUCUCCUGCACUCACGCCGCUGUCUUGUCCUCUUUCAACUUCCUGGUCCCUUUGGCUCCUGACCUUAACCCCGCCUGGCGGCUUCCCACUUCCUUCAGUUCAGGGUCCCCUCAUGGUGUUGGUCGGCCUUGACCUGACCCUGGCUUGGGGGGCGUGGCUGGCUGGAACACAGGCGGGUCGGGACCACAGCCCUCCAGCCCGCACCUCUGCCGGACACCGGAGGGGUGUUCCCUGUGUCCUGCCCAAGUCCGGAUUCGGGUGGAGAGGAGUGUUUCUCAGCGGCAUUUAGGAAAGAAGUCUGGGUGGUGGGGCACAGUUGGCGACCUUGGUCCACAGCCCCCUCCACCCUGUGUCCUCUCCUGUGGUUGCAGCCAGCAGCCAUGAAGUCGCCUGCCUGCUUCUGGCCCUGCCUUGAGUGUGUGCUCAAUCCCCACGCUCCCCUGUCCCCCCACAGGGUCUUGGGCACUGAGUGCAGCUGGCUGCUGUCCUCCUCUCUGUCCCUUCGUGGCCAUGAUGGGCUGUUCCUCCACUCAUCCAUCAAUGUGAACCAGGAUUCACCUGGUGCCUAAUGUGUGCCAGCCCGGGGUCAGGGUAGGGCAGAGGGCCAAACGCCUCCUCUGGGGGAGAGCAAACACCAUAAAGGAAUGUGUAUAACUGGGCAGUGGCUGUGGCUAUGCUAGGUCGGGUCGAAGUGAUGGAAAGGGUGGUGGUCAGAGGAGGCCUGCCCCAGGGGAGGCGAGGAUGCUGAGUGUCCUGCCCAGGAGGGUGGUCCAGGCAGAGGCAAUGGGGUGCUUGUCAGUGGGCUGCGUGGGGUGAGCUCAGAGAGGAGGUGGGGUGGGGCUGUAGACUCUGGUCCCUGGUUGGGACUUUGGGCUUCUCCUGAGCAUGGGGCGGGGACAACUGGCCAGGGCCAGGGUCUAGUCUUCGUUCCAAAAGGCCCCUUCUGCUGCUGGGUGGAGAGGUUCUGGGCUUCCGAGGGAAGGCAGGUGAGGAGUGCUGGGUUUGGGCCCAGUGGAUUCUGGUAGAUUUGGGGUCUGGGAUCUGUGGUGGUGUUGGUUGUGGGGCCUGUGAGCUGGGAGCUUCUAAGUUUUUGUCUUCUGGUUUGCCUAUAUUCUUUAUUUACAAUCCCCAAGAUUUUGUUUUCCUUUUCUUUUACGGACAGUUUUUUUUGUGUGUGUGGUAAAAAACACAUAACAUUAAGUUUACCAUCUUAACCAUUUUUAAGUGUACAGGUCAGUAGUGUUAAGUAUAUUCACGUUAUUGUGCAACAGAUUGCCAGAACUUUUUCCAUCUUGGAAAUCUGAAAAUCUAAAAUCUAACAAUUUGCUUACGGUUUCCCUUUGUCGAACAGAAAGUCUUAAUUUUGUUAUGCAGUCAUGUGCCGCAUAACAAUAUUUUGGUCAGCGACGGACUGCGUAUAUGAUGGCGGUCCCAUAAGAUUAGUGCCACAGAGCCUGGGUGUGUGGUAGGCUGGACCAUGUAGGUUUGUGUGAGUACACUCUGUGAUGUUCGCACAAGGACUAAACUGCCUAACAACGUAUUGCUCAGAAUGUAUCCCCGUUGUUAAGUGAUACAUGGCUGUAAUUGAUUUUUUUGCCCCUUAGUUUUUACAAUUAACAUUUGAAGACAUACUUCCCUCUCCUAGAUCCAUAUUCUCCUAGAUUCCCUCCGAUCAGUUUUUUCUUUCACAUUUAGGUCUUCACUCCAUCCAGAGUCCGUCUCUGCAGGUGGUGUUACGUAGGAAUCCAGGUUUUUUCCAUAGAAUGAACCAGUUUCCAACACCAUCUAUGGACAAACAUUUCUUUCCUCAUUGAUCUGUGCUGUCGCUUCCUCCAUAUUCAGUUCCCGUCUGUGAACUGACCUCCCUUCUGUCUCACUGGUGGUUCCCACACCAGUGCCAUGUUGCUUUCAUUACCACGUGCUUCAUCCGGGUUCAACGAGAGGAUGGGAACCAGUAGGGGAUCUAUAGGAAGAGAUUUAUUGCUUGUUAUUGCUGCUGUAGGAAGACGCUGGGAGGACUGUGGUUUCAUCUUGGCCGCCUUGCUAAUGCUUAGCCGGUCAGCAGCGGUGAGGGUGGCUGUCCCGAUUCUCAGUCUUCAAGGGUGGGCAUCUAAGAUCUUUCCAUCAAGUACGGUGCUUGCUAUAUGCUUUUGGUAGGUAACUUUCUAUAACUUUUAGAAAGUUUUCUUCCACUCUUAUUUUCCUAAGAGCUUUUUUAGAAUCAUAAAUAUCAGAUGCCUUGUCUUCAUUAGUCAAGACAAACAUAUCAUUUUCUCCUUUACUCUAUUGUAAUGAAUUACAUUACAUUAAUUCCAUCAACACCCUUUCCCCAUGUUAAACCAUUCUUGCUUCCCUGUGAUAAAACCUAUUUGAUCAUGAUGUUUUGACUUUUUAAUAUCCGGUUGGUUUUGGUUAGCUAAAAUUUUAUUUAGGACUUUCAUAUCUAUGUUCAAAGUGAAAUAGGUCUAUAAUUUUCUUUCUUUCUUUGUAUUUUCAUUAUUAUGUUUUGGAAUCAAGAUUACAUUGAUCUCAUUGCAGCCUUUGCAAUCUAUUUUCUGGAAUAACUUGUUAAGGUAGGAAUUAACACUUCCUUGGAAAUUUGGUAGAACCAUCUGGACCUUGGAGCUGUGAGGAGGAGAGGCUCUUGAUUAUUAUUCCAAUUUCUUUAAUAUUUACAUGCUCAGGAACAAAUUCUCCAUGCUUAAAGCCAAUUUUAGUAUUUUAUAUGAAAAAUGGAAAUAAUGGUUUAUUUCUCCACUUUCCCUGGUAAUUCUGUUAAUUAUUGCUUGAUAUACUUUGAGGCUAAAUUGUUAGGUAUUUUUAUGUU
This is a messenger RNA of Equus caballus (horse), 7426 nucleotides long. NCBI's taxonomy places the organism in Eukaryota, Metazoa, Chordata, Mammalia, Perissodactyla, Equidae. The record is from RefSeq and is a predicted model, not a curated record.